AUGCGGGACAUGCUGGAGAGGCUGCAAACCAUUACUGAGGAACAGGAGGGGCAGGAGGACUAUGAGCCCAACUCCUACGAGUAUGACAUGGACAAGGUGUCUCUGUCUCAAGAGGCGGUAGUGUUUGAGAACUCCCCAGAUAUAGACAGCAUCCUGGCGGAGGCCCACUCCAUACGCAAGGAGAUCUCUUUGCUCCGCUUAGAGGUGGAGCGUCUGAGUGUCCACAAUCAACGCUAUGGCACCUCUGUCCACCGCCUCACCCUACUCAAAAAGGAUUCAGACUCUAUUGCCAGGGGGAUCCAGGAACGUGGGAAGGUUCUGUAUGCUCGCAUCAAAGCUCUGAGUACAGUGAGUAAGGAGCUGCAGGAGAAGCAAGGUCCCAGUUCUGCUGCUGGCCGCAUUGCCUGUGUUCAGUAUGAUACGCUCACCCGUGCCUUCCACGAUACCAUAGGUGACUACAACAAGGCUGAGGAAAGUCAGAGGACCAUGUGCCGGGGGCGAAUCCAGAGGCAGGCUUCCAUUUUGGGGACUGAAGUCACUGAUGACCAACUAGACGUGCUGGUAAACAAAGGGGGUGAGGGCUGGACCGAGCUGUCUGAGAGCUUGCAGACACGAGGUGUAUGCUCAUCCCGCUGGGCGAUGUGUGAGAUCAAAAGCAGACACAAAGAUCUGGUGGAGCUGGAGGCCAGGCUGAAGGUAAUCCAUGACCUGUUCCUAGAUAUGGCCAUGCUGGUGGAGGAGCAGGGAUCCAGGCUCAAUAACAUUGAGGCUUAUGUCUAUGGCACCGAGGAGUAUGUCAAAAGAGUCAACAUUCAUAUCAAGAAGGCCCUACACUACAAGAGGAAAAAUCCUUUUCAGUUCUGUUGUCCUUGUCUUCCAUGUUGGAGACACAACCAACCUCUUUAG
Messenger RNA from Scomber japonicus (chub mackerel), 906 nucleotides. RefSeq names its product syntaxin-11-like. The transcript has a single exon. The record is from RefSeq and is a predicted model, not a curated record. Gene Ontology annotation, molecular function: SNAP receptor activity; SNARE binding. Gene Ontology annotation, cellular component: plasma membrane; SNARE complex; synaptic vesicle. Bases 1 to 906 code for a protein of 301 amino acids. Gene Ontology annotation, biological process: synaptic vesicle fusion to presynaptic active zone membrane; exocytosis; intracellular protein transport. Lineage: Eukaryota; Metazoa; Chordata; Actinopteri; Scombriformes; Scombridae.